GCCAUUUUCUGUGAGGCCCAUGGUGUCUCUAGCAGUACUUGGCCAGCUGGAGAGAGGGGCGACAUCUCUGUUUGGGGUCAGGAGGUGACAAGGAGGGAGAAAGGGAUUACUCUUCUUCCAGGAAGUUAAAGGAGGUUGGAGGCUCUCUGUGGAGGAGCUUGUUGCCAGUAUAUGUCAUGAAAAAUACAUGAGCUUAAAUGGAUUUAGAAAGGGUUGCUGCUUCUCCUCCAAGCCAAACUCAGCCAUUCUCUGGAAAAAAGAAGCCACUACAACAAAGAUGGACUUCCAAAUCAUGGUCAAUUCAGAAUUCUUGCCUACCUGUGAUCCCACGACUUGAUUUGGGAAGCCUUGUUGACUCAGAUAAUGAGAAUGAGUUUUCACAUACUCCACUUAGUACAGCACACAUUUAUUUUAGCCCACCAGAUUCAUGCUCGGCUCUUGGCUGGGUCACACCAUGUCAAAUACUACAUUCUCAGAAUCAUCUGAAUAAACUGGAGCAGAACAUAAUACUUGAAACUUUGCCAACACCAUCAGACAAAGAUAAGCUAAACUAUCAGCAAUACAAAUCUGAAAUGAAAGAGGGGUGUAAGCAGUAUAGUCAGAGAAAUGCAGGAAAGAGAAAAUCAAGUAUCACACAUCAACAGUCUCCAAGAAACUCCAAGAUAGAUGACAAGUGUGUGCAGGGUGAAGAAGGCAUGGCAGAUGGCCUUACAAGUAUGGACAAGAAAGUCCUUCUACAGCAGGGCUAUGCAGACAGCCCCUACAUUGCACAGCGGAGGUCAAGACAACCUGAUGCUGAAAUUGUAGCUGGAGAGAAGAAGAAACAGACUGUUGCAGAACAAGUGAUGACAGACCUCUUAUCUAGAGCUGUAAUCAGUGAUCCAGAGCAAAAUGUAAUCACUGAGAAACAAGAUUGCUCUCACAUCCUUCCAGACUCAAAAUCAACACCUCUUCGACUUCGGAAAAGAACGCUACAUGAAACAAAGAUAAGAACACAAUCUACUUUAACUGAAAAUAUACUUUCUCAUAAAAUACAGUUUGAUGUUAGGAUCAUAUCAAGAAAUGGACGUGAUGCUUGUAGAGAAUUGAUUGGGUUCUUUUUUAUUCAUGACCAGUCCCUUGCAGUUUAUGAAUAUCGGCAAUUUGGGAAAAAUAGAACAAGCGUGCUUCCUUUUAUUCAGAAAAGCAUUUAUCACCAUCAGCAUGGACGAAGAAAAGGAAAACAAUACCAACUUGGCGAUUUUUAUAUUGGUGCAAACUUGACAUUUUUUAGUUCUGAUCAUUCCACACUUCCAGAAAGCAUUAAAGGAAACACAUUACUUAGACUUCGAGUCACAAAUGUUGAUCAGAUAGCUACGAAUUAUCUCAAAACUGAUUCUGUGGGAGAAGAAGAUGAUAGAAAAAACCAAGAAGAUGAUAGAACAAACCAAGAAGCCAAAGAUAGACUGGUCUUUGAGGCCAUUCAAGGUAUAGUUGUUAUACUUUCAGAUUUUGAGUCUUUGUGGCUAAUACUAAGUGACAAUGACAAUGGGAAGGUUGAUUAUGGAGAAUUCAAGCGUGCCAUUAUUGGUGAAAUGAAUGAAUACAGGAACUCUUAUGUUCGAAAGGUCUUUAUGAAACUGGAUUUCAAUAAAACUGGCAGUGUGCCUAUUUUAGAUAUAAGAAGAUGUUAUUGUGCAAAGAAUCAUCCUCAUGUAAUUUCAGGUCAAUCAACAGAGGAAGAAAUCCAGUCAUCCUUUCUAGAAACAUUAAAAGAUGUCUGCAGCAAGUCAGAUGAAGUGUCAUAUGGUGAAUUUGAAGAUUACUAUGAAGGCCUAAGUAUAGGGAUAGUAGACGAUAAAGAUUUUGUUAACAUCUUACGUAUUCCCUGGGGGAUUUAGUUUUUUUUUUUAAAUGCAUUAUUAGAAGCAUAUGAUUUAAAAGGAAAGAUUCAUUUAAUGUAAACUGUAGUUUUUAAAGAGAAAUGAAUAUAAAGUAUAAUCAAACACUGGAAUAUACUUUUUAGAGUUUCUUCUAGCCUGUGUUUUUCCUAAAAAUAAAACUGAAGAGAUAUUCAGAAGGGUAGUUGUGGGACAGAGGUCAUGUGUUCAGGUGUAGGUAUAAGUACUCUUUUGUCAUAGUUUAUAAAGAUCUUUUUGAAUAUUUCCUUACCUUGAACAGGGCCAUUUGCGUAUUUAGAACAUCAUCUAUGGGCCAUACUACAAUAUCAACUUAAAAAUUAGCAUUUAAUGUUAUGAAAAAAGCUUCAGUUGCCUUGGCAGAGUCAGUACAAAUGAUUUUUCAGGCCUCAUAUGGUCUACAGACAUGACUUCCCCACCCCUGUUUUAGAGGGUUGUUUGUUAUUAACUUUCCUAGGAAAAUUACAUCUGUAUUAGAUUGCGUGAGAGCAUCAAUAUCGUACCAAGCUGUAGUGAGGUACUUGUACCUACACUAUAAGCAGUAUAAUUCAGUAUAUACUAUAAAAUCAAUAUGCACAUAGUUCUGUAUAUAUAUAAUGAUUUUACUUUUUCUAUUACAUUAUAAGUUUUGAUAGACUAUAGGAAAAAGUAACAUUUGACUAGAAAAUGAGGGUUAUUUAGGAAUUUUCAGCUAUAUUUCUAGUUAAUAUUAAUGAAUAAACAUUUGCGUGAUGGGGCAACUAGGAGUGACUAGACAGUGAGAAGUGAGAAUCACUUAGAAUAAUUAAUAAUUUUAAUACUACUUUAAAACUCAUUUUAUAAUUUCUUUAAAUUUUUAGUCAGUCUAUGUAGUCUUUUGCUAAAUUCAGGAAAUAAUUACAUACAACUGACUAUGCCUAAUGCAAGUAUUUGUGAUAUUAUAAUUUGUAUGUAAUAUGAUAAAUUGGAAUCAUUUUUGGUUUGACCAGCACGAACAAACAUUUAUAUUGAUCAUGUUUAAAGACAUAAAAGGAUCUUGGGGAAGAUAGCAUAAUAGUUAUGCAAAAGACUUUCACACCUGAGCUUCUGAGGUCCAGGUUCAAUCCCCAGCACCAUCAUAAGCCAAAGCUAAUCAGUGCUCUGGUCUCUUUUUCUGUAUGUUUAUCUUUCUGUAUCUCUCUCAUUAAAAUAAAAUAUUUACAUUAAAUAAGAAAGAUUAGUCUUUGUAAAAAGAUAAAGUAGUAAAAGGAACUAAUUUUCAUUCUAUAUCACAAGUCAGGCAAGCGAAGUGAGAAUUCAUUCAGUGGGUUGACAGAGAUAAAUUUACAACUGAUAAUGAGAAAUUUCUGGCAUAAUUUUCUACUUUUACUUUAUAGUUAUACAGACCUCUAAUGAAAGCUUAAUUAUUGAAAUGAUUUCAUAUAAUAGAGAAUUAAAGCUCUAUAUUGUAGUCACUGUUGAAUUGAUCAUUGAGUCGGUCAUUCAUUCUUAUUGUGUAGCACUGUUAACACAAUUGCUCAAGAUUCAGAAAAUCAAGAUUUGGUUUCUUACUUUUGUAUUUGUCCCUUUCACUGUUUUCAUUCUCAAUGCUAUCCCUUUGCUUAAGCUCUCAGCACUUUUCAUGCUUCACUUAGUUUUUUGUGUUUUGUUUUGAUUUUACCAGACCACUUACUGUUCAGCUCUGGCUUAUGGUGGUCUAGAAAUUGAACUUGAGAUUUUGGAGCCGCAGGCAUCGUCUCUUUGCAUAAACAUUAUUCUGUCCACCUUAUCCUCUCAUGCUCCACUUGUACAUUUAGAGAUAUUAAUUUUUCCUGACUUUCUUUCUUUUUUUCUUUUUAUUUAUUGACUUAAUAAUGACUGACAAAAAUCACAGGAUAAGACGUACAAUUCCACACAAUUCUCCCACCACCAGGGUUCCAUAUCUCAUCUCUUCCAUUGGAAGCUUCUCGAUUCUUUAUCCCUCUGGGACUAUAGACCAAAGAUCUUCAGGGGGUAGAGAAGGUGGAAGGCCUGGCUUUUGUAGUUGCUUCUCUGCUGCAUAUGGGCAUUGACAAGUCGAUCCAAACCCCCAGCCUUUUUCUAUCUUUCCCUAGUGGGGUAGGGUCUGGGGAGGUGGGAUUCUAGGACACACUGAUGAGGUCAUCUGCCCCAGAUAGCACAUCUGUGACUUGGUAACUGAAAAGCAUUAAGAUAUAAAGCAGAACAAAUUGUUUAAUAAUCAGGUACCUAAAAGUAAGAAUACAGCAGAUGAGAUCUGAGGUCUCCAUUUUGGACAAAGCUAGGACAGGGAUGCAGAGAUUGCACAGAUUCCUGUGCUGAAUGUGGGCACCAGAUCAGACCAAGGGGGUUUACGGUUAAUGGUAUUUAUGUACUUUUCCCAUAUAUGGGAGCUACUCUCUUCUCUGAUUCAACUUUCUAGUCCUAUUUCCAACUCUGACACCAUCUCCCCAGACAAUACCUUUAGCCUGCCAGGCUCAGGAAAAGAUUAGUAGAGUCAUGGGCUCCUUGGAAUGUACCUAAAAUAGACUGUUCUGGGUUUCUAAUGCUACCUUAAAACCACCUUUUUGGGAAAAUUUAAACAAGACAAAUUUUUAAGACAAUUUUUUGAGUGUGAGUUGCCUUUUUUGGCGUUAUGUUGGCCCCUUGGUUCCCUAAAUCCAGUAUUUAUCACUUUAUACUAUAAUAAUUACUCUGCUCUCAUUCUUCCUACUAGAUUGUAAGCUCCUUGAAGAUAGAAAGCAUCUUAUGUAGCUUUAUAACCCUGCUGUUAAUUACACUGUCUGAUCUGUGGUACGUGUUAAAUCAGUAUUUGUUGACCUGGUAAAUGUGAUUUAUUGAGCAA
Messenger RNA from Erinaceus europaeus (western European hedgehog), 4719 nucleotides. RefSeq names its product calcyphosine 2 (gene CAPS2). Lineage: Eukaryota; Metazoa; Chordata; Mammalia; Eulipotyphla; Erinaceidae. The transcript has 17 exons. Gene Ontology annotation, molecular function: calcium ion binding. The record is from RefSeq and is a predicted model, not a curated record. Bases 198 to 1880 code for a protein of 560 amino acids.